AUGUUCCCAAAUCACGGAGCCUUCGUAACUGAGCAUCCAACCUCUGACAUUCGAACCACCAUAAUACCGAACAAGAUGAAACGCAAGAUGGAAACACGCACCCCACCUCCUCCAUCACCCAAGCUUCAACCCCUCAUCACCGAAUCUACCGGCGACAUCUUCACGGCCCCGUCCCACUCCGUCCUUCUACACGCCUGCAACUCUCGAGGCUCUUGGGGAGCCGGUGUAGCGGCAGCAUUCAAAUCAAAAUAUCCGAAAGCUUAUGAUGACUACCGAAGCCACUGUAUGGAAAUCCCUAACAGCAGUCGGACACCAGCAAGCGCCUUAAAAGGCCAUCAAGUGGGGCUUUUAGGCACGUGUUUGCUCAUCGAUCUUUGCAAGCAGCAGGGAUCAAGCGUGAAGGGUGAUACAGACGAAAAUGAAGGUAGCGAAGAUGUUGAAGAUACGACCAUUAUAAAUGGCACCGCAAAUUCCCAUGACGACCGUAAUGGAAGCUCGAAUGCACUUGAAUCAUCUCAUGACACGCAAAAUGCUGCUCGGCCAAAACCACGUCGUCAGCCACCAGAGUCCUGGCAUUACAUCGCCUGCCUCUUCACAUCCUACAAUUACGGCCGCAACAAAGAUAAACCAGAAGAAAUUCUAGAGGCGACACGCAGCGCCAUGAAAGAUCUCAAAGGGCAAAUCGCAGCUAAGAGAGGAAGUGAGCAUACCGUUGGAGAGAUAUGGGCAGUGAAAAUGAACAGCGGUCUAUUCGCCGUUGAGUGGGAGAAAACGAAAGAAGUGCUAGAGGAGGCGGGGCUGCCCAUGAGAGUAGUGAGUCCGCCUUCACAGCCGCAUGGAGCUGCCAACCAGAAACGAGCGAUGGGAAAUCAAGGAAAGAGCAAGAGGCGGCGAAUUGAAGAUGGAGAAGGAUCGGAUGUGGAGGAGGAGCCAAAGCCACGCUUGAUCCCGGUCAACAUUCUUUACCCGGGAUACGCUUCGAAAGACGCCCGUCGGAAGAAAAAGCAGAGCGGAUUAGAUGGGUGGUUGGCGUGA
Molecule: messenger RNA, 1035 nt
Organism: Bacidia gigantensis
Lineage: Eukaryota; Fungi; Ascomycota; Lecanoromycetes; Lecanorales; Ramalinaceae
Exons: 1
Coding region: 1-1035 (344 amino acids)
Biological process (GO): peptidyl-glutamate ADP-deribosylation
Source: RefSeq, a predicted model, not a curated record